AAUGGUCUCCCGAAAGAUCUCUUCCCUGCUGCCUGGUCUACUGCUUUGGCUGGCAUUUGGAUGGACUCUGAGCUCUGCUUAUAGCCCUCGGACCCCUGACCGGGUCUCGGAAGCAGAUAUCCAGAGGCUGCUCCAUGGCGUCAUGGAACAGUUGGGCAUCGCCAGGCCCCGGGUAGAAUAUCCAGCUCACCAGGCCAUGAAUCUUGUGGGCCCCCAGAGCAUUGAAGGUGGAGCCCAUGAAGGUCUGCAACACUUGGGUCCUUUUGGCAACAUUCCCAAUAUUGUGGCAGAGUUGACUGGUGACAACGUCCCUAAGGAUUUUAGUGAGGAUCAGGGCUACCCAGACCCUCCAAAUCCCUGCCCUGUUGGAAAAUCAGGUGAUGAUGGAUGCCUGGAAAACACCCCCGAUACAGCUGAGUUCAGUCGAGAAUUCCAGUUACACCAGCACCUUUUUGAUCCGGAACAUGACUAUCCAGGCUUGGGCAAGUGGAACAAGAAACUCCUCUAUGAGAAGAUGAAAGGAGGACAGAGGCGAAGAAGGAGGAGUGUAAAUCCGUAUCUACAAGGACAGAGACUAGACAAUGUGGUUGCAAAGAAGUCUGUCCCCCAUUUUUCAGAUGAAGAUAAGGAACCAGAAUAA
Elephantulus edwardii (Cape elephant shrew) is the source of this 640-nucleotide messenger RNA. It is a transcript of the gene SCG5, whose product is annotated as secretogranin V (7B2 protein). Bases 2 to 640 code for a protein of 212 amino acids. NCBI's taxonomy places the organism in Eukaryota, Metazoa, Chordata, Mammalia, Macroscelidea, Macroscelididae. Gene Ontology annotation, cellular component: secretory granule. The record is from RefSeq and is a predicted model, not a curated record. Gene Ontology annotation, molecular function: enzyme regulator activity. Gene Ontology annotation, biological process: regulation of hormone secretion; neuropeptide signaling pathway. The transcript has 5 exons.